This is a messenger RNA of Dentiscutata erythropus, 124 nucleotides long. NCBI's taxonomy places the organism in Eukaryota, Fungi, Glomeromycota, Glomeromycetes, Diversisporales, Gigasporaceae. The record is from the annotation of a GenBank genome assembly.
AAAUUAUUUAUCUUGUUACUUGCUAUUAUGUUUUUCGGUGGUUUGGUGCCAUUUAUAAAUGCACUUCCUGCUGCUGCUCCUGAACCUGCUACGCCUUGUCCUAAUCCACCACCAUAUUGCGGUG